This is a messenger RNA of Vespa velutina, 3094 nucleotides long. RefSeq names its product transmembrane 7 superfamily member 3-like. The record is from RefSeq and is a predicted model, not a curated record. The coding region runs from base 1022 to 2599 and encodes 525 amino acids. Lineage: Eukaryota; Metazoa; Arthropoda; Insecta; Hymenoptera; Vespidae. The transcript is spliced from 8 exons.
CUUUGCCAUGAAAACUUGGGGACAGGAAAUACAGAAUUUUUCGUAUUGCUCGCAUUAACAAAGAAAAAAGGAUAAACGAUACUUAUAAAUUACAAUCAAGUUUUCUUACGAAUGUUAAAGGAAGAUAUAGAAAGAAACAGACAGACAUUUAAAUGGAUGGAUAGUAGAGUAAAGGAUAGAGAGUACAGAGUGAGUAGGCUGAAAAAGAGAAAGAGAGAAAGAGAGAAAGAGAGAGAAUAUUGCUCUCUCGUCCUGUCGAAAGGACGACUCGAUAUGAUCUCUCUUUCUAUCUUACGUUGUAAUAAUCUGCCAGAAAAAAGAGCCUAUGGUGAUGCUAAAAACAUUAUUAAAAUGACCGGACAAAUAGGAAAAAUACGUUAGACGAGGAUACGAGGGGAGUAGGUCGAGAGAGAAAAAAGGCCGAAAGUGUCUGGCACGGUGACACCCACCUUGCCAGUGGACCACUCCUCUUCGCUCUUUGUCCGAGUAUCUUCUCGACCACAGUGACGUUUCCGCUUCUCGCUGCCUCGAGCAGCUCCUGGUCCUUCCCCAUGUUCCAUUUACACCGUAAUCGGCCCUCGAUAUUCGACCGCGCACUUGUCAAUUUCUGUUUUUACUACGAUUACUCGCGUUUCAUUGAUCCAGCGUGGCCAUCUUGCCGAAGCGACUGAGGCGCCUUCUUACGGUCAGCGCUUGAAGCGCCAUCGCCGCCGACGGCCGACGAACGUGCGACGAACGAACCUCAAAGAACGUGGGUGCAAGCAAGAGCGUUGUCCUCUGUGAAAGAAAGAAUGAGAACGAUAGCGUGCAAACGAAAACGACGCAGGUUACGAUCCUACACGAAUUCUCCCGAACGAACGAACGAACGAACGAACGAACUAAUAUUAAAUGACAGCUGUAAAGCCAUUGCUGAAUUCUCCUGUUCUUUCAACAAGAAUCAAGUUUAUACGUGUUUAAUUUUUUAUUAUUUUUAUAUAUUGUAAGUUUCUUCAUUUUAUCGACGUGGCUUAAUCAAUAUACAAUGAAGCACGUUGUUCUUGGAUCCUUUUUUAUCACACUAUGGUUACUCGUAAUUAGUGAACAAACUCAAGAGGCUAUCACGUCCCCAUCAACUUUUGAUGAUAAUAUAAUCUCCAUAUCAUUAUUGAAUUAUCGAGAAAACGAAGCUGUUAAAAAAAGGAUAACGUUAGUUCCUACGAGUAAUUAUACGAUAAAUAUUAUCGAUAUACCACCUAUCGUUUCAUUUCUUAUCUUCCAAGUUCACACAUAUCAAUAUAAUAUUACUCUUUCGUAUGAUAAAUUAAAUCUUAAUAAGGUGUCAAACAGAAGUCUAUUUGGAUCUAACGUCGGUUUAUAUAUCGUACCAAAGAAAAAAGAAUCGUCGUUUUUCAUUAAAAAUGAUAACGUUCGAAAAAUUGAAACUCUGUUGGCAGUCGUUCCUUAUAUCAAACAAGUACCAGUACCAGGCGGCUGUAACAUGGAAUUCAAUAUCGAAGUAGCACCAUAUCAAAAGCUAUUCGUAAACGAUUCGAUCGUUAUCCUGGAUUCACAGUCUGCCUCUUUACCACUCACGAGCAACGAAAUCGAGAGACGCUGUAUUUUUCCAGAGACAUAUCACUUUUUCCUAACCAAACAUGACUAUUCCAUAGAGAGUUACUUCAAUGCUAUUAGCAGUAUGCUCACCGUCACGGAUAUCCUUCGUAAUGGUAAAAAGAUACCAGCACCGAGCAUAUCUCCGUUAAGACGGAUCUACAGCCGUAAUAAUGGCAUGGGGAUUGUCUACGCGGCUGUAGUUGCCUAUGGAAAUAAUUAUUCAGCUUACGUACCAACUUUCACCUACGGAUUCAACUAUGCUCUCUAUCCUGAGGAUGAUCAAUUUUUAAAUGAUAUGCUAUCGAAGUUAUUGUGCAUUCUAAUGUUUAUUGUUGGUCUCUUAUGCGUCCUUAAAGGACAUAAAAUGAUCGCCAUGGAGUUCGUCGUGUAUACAACAUUCUUUGGUGGCAUAAUUACUUACAUCGUAAUUAAAUCUUUUGCAUCUUAUGAUAUCACAACAAAUCUUAAAAUAAGCAUGGGCGGAAGUUUCUUUUUUUUUCUCGUGGGCGUUAUUUCCUGUUACAUGAAAAAACAUAUAAUAGUCUUUUUUUCCAUACUUUUUUCCGGAUUUCUCUGCAGUUCGAUCUUUUAUUUCAGUGUAAAAGACUCUCUAGGAAUUUUGGAGAACAAUUGGAUGUUCUGGUUGAUUUAUUUGUUCAUCGCGCUCAUCGUCAUGAUUAUUCUAAUCUCGAAUCCCUGGUUUGGUCUUCUUCUGACAUGCGCUGUUCUCGGAGGAUUCAUGAUAGUCUUAUCGAUCGCUUAUUUUGCGAAUACAAAUUUUGUCUACAUCAUUAUCAACGUUAUCAGACGCCUAACCGUAUCUUUGUUUAAUUAUGCGAUCGUUAGUUAUCCCUUACAGAACGCAGACAUAAGCUUGAUCGUGUUGUGGGUUUUAUUGGCCAUAAUUCGUAUCUACAAUGACAACGUUCUUAGAUGUUUGUACACGAAAAUGUAUCGACAUAACUUGAAAAAUAUAUCGGAUCAGACGCCAUUGUUAGAUAAAUAACUUUAUAAACGGAUUUAUUUCGACGAGUGAAUGCAAUAAGCAAGCUACCAUUGACUUUCCUAUCAUUUGUUUUUCUUUUUUAUUUUCAUUUCUAAGAUAAAUUAAUUUAUCUUAAUUCUUUCAUUUCUUUUUUCAUCAUUAGGUACGUUAUGUUACUUAGAAAGAUAGUUAUACAUUUUAUAAUAUAUGUACAAAUAUCUAUCGAUGAUUUUUUUCUUUUUUUUUAUUUUUUACGAGUAGAAAAAAAAGAAUUAUAUACCUGCUCAUUUAUUUUGAUUAGCAAUUAAAUAAAUAUAUUUAGUUUUAUAAUUUCGUUUAGGUUUCUUAUUAACGAAAUAUGAUAUUGUAUCACUUACCUACAAUUUUACAUUAAAAGAUUAAUGUGAUAAACGAUCGAGAUGCUAAAUACGUUAUUGUGUUAUCGCAAUAUAUUCAUACCAAAAACGAUGAUAUCGCAAACAAAUGCGAUCAAAACAAAUAUAUAUGUUUAUGUCA